Messenger RNA from Suillus paluster, 855 nucleotides. Its product is annotated as Delta2-dienoyl-CoA-isomerase. Gene Ontology annotation, molecular function: delta(3,5)-delta(2,4)-dienoyl-CoA isomerase activity. NCBI's taxonomy places the organism in Eukaryota, Fungi, Basidiomycota, Agaricomycetes, Boletales, Suillaceae. The record is from RefSeq and is a predicted model, not a curated record. Gene Ontology annotation, cellular component: mitochondrion. Bases 1 to 855 code for a protein of 284 amino acids. The transcript has 7 exons.
AUGACCAGUCUCAAGAGCAAGUACAUCAAAAUUUCCAAUCCCGUUCCUCAUGUAUUGUUAUUGGAGUUAAAUAGAAAGCCAGUCAACGCAUUCAAUACAGAGUUUUGGAAGGAGUACGGAUGUACAUUUGACGCACUUUCAACCAACCCGGACGACAUCCGCGCGGUCGUCCUUUCGUCCGCAUUUCCCAAGUACUUCACUGCAGGGCUCGACUUCCAGGGAUUCAUGCAGCUCGGGAGCAACGACGUGACCAUGGAUCCUGCACGUCGCGCAUUUCUGACACGCGACCUCAUCCUCGACAUCCAACGAGCUGUAGCAGCCCCCGAGCGGUGCCCAAUUCCCGUCAUAGCAGCAGUGCAUGGGAGUGUGAUUGGUAUGGGGAUAGACAUAAUCUCCGCGUGCGACGUGCGAUAUGCAGCAUCUGAUACGAAAUUCUCCAUCAAGGCUCUCGACAUGGGGCUGGCGGCUGACGUUGGGACGCUAGCUUAUCUACCGAAGAUUACGGGUAAUCAUUCAUUAGCUCGUGAGCUGGCGUAUACUGGACGCACGUUCUCGAGCGACGACGCGGAGAAACUUGGUCUUGUUUCCCGAGUCGUUGAAGGUGGAAGGGAGGCAGUCGUGGCUGCAGCACUGCAAUUGGCCAAAGACAUCGCUUCGAAGAGUCCUGUAGCAGUGACGGGAACGAAGCAUCUCCUUUUGCACGCCAGGGAUCACAGCGUCGCAGAGAAUCUGCAGUACACGGCAACUUGGAAUUCAGCUGCACUUCAAGCUGCGGACUUGGGGCAGGCACUUCGAGCGGGGAUGACCAAGUCCAAGGAAUCACCACAGUUCUUGCCAUUAAGGCCCAAGCUUUAG